GAAAGAGCAAGGGACAGCUGCGGCGCGGGAACAGAGCUGGGGGCACUACAUUCCAGGUGUCUCCUCGGGGUUCCAGCCGCCCCGGCCCGCAACCUGAGGAAGAAAAUCCCCCUGCACCUGCCGUCCGCCCUCGAAGGGGUCCCGGAGAGCGUAUCCGAAGCCCGCAGCUGGAGCCACUUCGCCCGCAGCGCCGUGGGACUACAGUAGCGAGGCGACCCGGGUGCCGGCUCCAGGCUUCCACUCUUCGGAAAGAGCACAGUGGGGAUCACCGCCUUCCCUCACUGGGCACAACUCCGGCCAGUAGCGCACGGCUGGACCGAGUACCGCUUCCCGGCGACUCACCCAGAGUGAAGGGACAGCCCCUGCCCGCCCGCAGCUCUUGUAGUGCUAGCUUCCCCCGCACCUGCGCGGAUCCCCCACGCCCAGGUGGGGAGCCCCUUGGCUCUCGGUCCCGGCAGCGCCCCUGGCCGGAUGGAAAGCGCGCGGGUUGUAUUUCCCUGAGUGCUGGCGCCAGUCGCCGUCCAAGCUGAGCACUGGGGUCCGCCGGCUUGUCCCCCUCUGGGGCGUCGGAGAGAACCGGAAAGUGCGCACCAUGAAGUCCGUGCUGUUUAGUCGCUUCUUCAUCCUCCUGCCCUGGAUCCUAAUUGUCAUCAUCAUGCUCGACGUGGACACGCGCAGGCCUGCGCCCCCGCUCACUCCGCGCCCCUACUUCUCUCCCUACCCAGUGGGCCGCGGGGGCGUCCGACUCCCGCUCCGUAGGGGGAGCUCCGGACGCGUCGCGGAGAAGCGCAACGAGUCUCGGCCACAGCCACAGCCGCAGCCGUUGCUGCCCACCAUCUAUGCUAUCACGCCCACCUACAGCCGCCCGGUGCAAAAAGCUGAGCUGACUCGCCUGGCCAACACGUUCCGCCAGGUGGCGCAGCUGCACUGGAUCCUGGUGGAGGACGCGGCGGCGCGCAGUGAACUGGUGAGCCGCUUCCUGGCGCGGGCCGGGCUGCCCAACACGCACCUGCAUGUGCCCACGCCGCGGCGCUAUAAACGGCCAGGGUUGCCGCGCGCCACCGAGCAGCGCAACGCGGGCCUAGCCUGGCUGCGCCAGAGGCACCAACACCAGCGCGCGCAGCCGGGUGUGCUCUUCUUCGCCGACGACGACAACACCUACAGUCUGGAGCUCUUCCAGGAGAUGCGAACCACGCGCAAGGUCUCUGUCUGGCCAGUGGGCCUGGUUGGUGGGCGACGCUAUGAACGUCCGUUGGUGGAAAAUGGAAAAGUCGUUGGCUGGUACACCGGCUGGAGAGCAGACAGGCCUUUUGCCAUCGACAUGGCAGGAUUUGCUGUAAGUCUUCAAGUCAUCUUGUCUAAUCCAAAAGCUGUAUUUAAGCGCCGUGGGUCCCAGCCAGGGAUGCAAGAAUCUGACUUUUUAAAACAGAUAACAACAGUGGAAGAACUGGAACCAAAAGCAAAUAACUGCACCAAGGUUCUCGUGUGGCACACUCGGACAGAGAAGGUUAAUCUAGCCAAUGAACCCAAGUACCACCUGGACACAGUGAAAAUUGAAGUGUGAGCUGAAGCAAAAACUGGUGCAGCCUACCUGGCCAGUGAUAUGGAAGAGGAUGACUGGAGUUUAGGAUACAGAACAUUCAGGUAUUGUUUCUUUUACUUCAGUACAAGAGCCUUUAUUGUCAUCUGAUGGACAUCUGUCUAAACAGAGCUUGUCAGUUAAUGUAGCUAAUUUGAUGGUACAAAAUGUAUGUUUUGUCUUCAUUUGUUCUGCAUGUUUUCUCUCCAGCUUAACUGGAGGAUUUUUGUACAGUACAGCUAACAAUGCAAGAUACUAAUCUGAAUAUCUUAUAUACUUUUUUUCCUCAUUUGGCCUGAUAAUUGGUAGACUGAAUAGGUUUAAGAAGCCCAUGACAAAUAUUUUGUCAACUAAACAUUACCAAUUCCCAACUUCACAACAUGAAGUAAAUUUUGAAAGGCUGGUGGCAGUACACAUUGUAGGAGAAAAAAAAAAAAAAAACCCACAAAUAAAAA
This is a messenger RNA of Sciurus carolinensis (gray squirrel), 2034 nucleotides long. RefSeq names its product beta-1,3-glucuronyltransferase 2 (gene B3gat2). Gene Ontology annotation, molecular function: galactosylgalactosylxylosylprotein 3-beta-glucuronosyltransferase activity. The coding region runs from base 593 to 1564 and encodes 323 amino acids. Gene Ontology annotation, biological process: chondroitin sulfate proteoglycan biosynthetic process; carbohydrate metabolic process. Lineage: Eukaryota; Metazoa; Chordata; Mammalia; Rodentia; Sciuridae. The record is from RefSeq and is a predicted model, not a curated record. The transcript is spliced from 4 exons. Gene Ontology annotation, cellular component: Golgi membrane.